AUGGUUAAUUAUAUUGCUGGGCAGGAGAAGUUUGGUGGUCUUAGAGAUGGAUAUUAUAUUAAUGGACAGUGUGCCAUCAUCAUGUUUGAUGUCACUGCUCAUCUGACAUACAAAAAUGCUCCAACAUGGCAUCGGGAUCUCUAUAGGGUGUGUGAGAAUAUUCCAAUUGUUUUAUGUGGAAACAAGAUGGAUGUGAAAAAUAGGCAGGUCAAAGCAAAGCAGGUUACUUCCCAUAGGAAAAAUAAUCUCCAGUGUUGUGAAAUCUCUGCAAAGAGCAAUUAUAAUUUUGAGAUGCCCUUCUUGUACCUUGCUCGAAAAUUUGCAGGAGAUGUCAAUCUCCACCUUGUUGGAUCACUUGCCCUUGCUCCUCCAGAAGUACACAUUGACUUGGCUCCACGCAAACCCUUCAUACCUACCCUUCAUAUCCAUUAG
This is a messenger RNA of Vitis vinifera (wine grape), 432 nucleotides long. RefSeq names its product GTP-binding nuclear protein Ran1-like. Gene Ontology annotation, cellular component: nucleus; cytoplasm. Gene Ontology annotation, biological process: ribosomal subunit export from nucleus; protein import into nucleus. The coding region runs from base 1 to 432 and encodes 143 amino acids. Gene Ontology annotation, molecular function: GTPase activity; GTP binding. The record is from RefSeq and is a predicted model, not a curated record. NCBI's taxonomy places the organism in Eukaryota, Viridiplantae, Streptophyta, Magnoliopsida, Vitales, Vitaceae. The transcript has a single exon.